Molecule: messenger RNA, 393 nt
Organism: Aspergillus fischeri NRRL 181
Lineage: Eukaryota; Fungi; Ascomycota; Eurotiomycetes; Eurotiales; Aspergillaceae
Exons: 2
Coding region: 1-393 (130 amino acids)
Source: RefSeq, a predicted model, not a curated record
AUGCUCAUCGUUGCCGGGUCCGUGAGCAAGUAUGUGGUCUGUGUGUAUGGUAAUCUAGCAUGUCUUGUCUCGGGUCUUUUCCAUACAUACGCGGUCUUACAGGCUGCUAUUGUCAGAUACAAGGCUUAUUUAGCCCGCGUGGCUCGGCCGAAAAUUGUCGCCUUCUGUCCCGCCUGCUCCUGUACGUCGAAUUAUCAUAUCAUGGAUGGAGAUCAGGAGACGGGUGUGGCUGUUCUUACGAUGUCGCCAGAACUCAUCGAUACCGAGAGUGAUCCUCUCAUGGGCGGUGGUCGUGCUCCGUUCCGAGCUUCCGAGGAUACUGCGGUCAGUCUUGGGAGUGAGGUUACUGUAGAGACAUUUGAUGGGUCUUUGGCAGAAGUCCAGACGAAGUGA